This is a messenger RNA of Rhododendron vialii, 5709 nucleotides long. RefSeq names its product probable helicase MAGATAMA 3. The transcript has 8 exons. The record is from RefSeq and is a predicted model, not a curated record. Gene Ontology annotation, molecular function: helicase activity. Lineage: Eukaryota; Viridiplantae; Streptophyta; Magnoliopsida; Ericales; Ericaceae. The coding region runs from base 319 to 4440 and encodes 1373 amino acids.
CAUUAGCAUUAGCUAUUUCUCUCUCUUCUCUCUCUAUUCCCCCACUCUCUCUCGCUCUAUCUAAAAGCUAACCCUUCUCUCUCUAACAUAGUGUUUUGUUUACAUAUUUAUAUAUUUUCUCUCUCUGGAUUCGGUGCUACUGAGAGAAGCCAUCAUACUUUCAACAUUUAUUUGAGUUCUUCAAGGGUUGAAGAAUCUGCUUUGACAUUUUCCUUCUACUGGCAUGUCAUGUGCAUCUUCUGCUCCUCAGAAAUCACAAACUGUUAGUAGCUUAUUUAGUUGGAUAUACAAUUUAAUCUGUAUGCAUUUCUAUAUGAGAUGGGUUCUAGAGAAAGGCCAUUUUUUGAUCUUAAUGAACUUCCUGCUGAGGAGAAUGAAGAGGCCAUAGAUGCUUCGUGCUUCCAGCCUCAAAGGGCCAUGCCUUCUUCAAAUCGACAUACUACUGAAAUGUUUGCAGCAUCACCUGGUCCACAAAAAACAGUGAAUAACCUUGCUUUCUCUCAUGCAUCCACCGCUUCUGGCUUUCAGCCUUUUGUUCGUCCGAAAAGUGCUGCUAUAUCUUUAGUCUGUGCUGAGCAGAUGCGCCCUGUAGAUUUGGGCUUUGAGGUUGCUUCAUUAUCAAAGAUUGCUGUUGGUGAGGAUAAAAUGCAAUCACCAUUGGUAGAUUUAGGUUCUAGGGAAAUUCGGGCUGUUGAAAAGGAAGAGGGGGAAUGGUCUGAUGCAGAGGGUUCUGGUGAUGGACGUGGAGGCAGUGACAGGCGUGAACAGUUUCUCACUAGUCAUGGAAAAGAGUCACAGGAGAAAGCAACAAAAGUAGGGAAUAUGUCUCGCAAUGAUGAAAAGAUCAAGGAUGAAAACAAUGAUCUUAGUUCUUUAGGAUUGGAUCCAGACACUAAUAAUCGAAAAAGCAGUAAUAGCCGAAAUCCAGAAGGCAAUUGUAAGGGUGAUACGUCCAUGGAUGGCCAAGAAGAACUUGGGUUCGUUCCAAAACAGAGGGAGGUUAAAGGCACUGAAGCAAGUCAUGCAUUGAAGUGUGCAAAUAAUUCUGGAAAGCGGCCAAGGUUUGACCAACAAAAGGAAGCAAUGCUAGGAAAAAAGCGUAACAGGCAGACCAUGUUCCUCAAAUUGGAUGAUAUCAAGCAAGCGGGUCCUAUCAAAACAUCAACCCCAAGAAGGCAGACCUUUCCAGCACCCAUUACCGUUCGUACAGUGAAAGAGUCGCGUAACAUUCCACCACCUGCUGAACGCAACGGAGAGAAGCAGAGUCAUCCCAUGAACAAGGAUCCAAAACAGGUUGAUUUAUCAUGUAGUGAAGGAAACACUUUUGCGGAAUCUAAUGAUUCUAUAACUGAAUGUAAUGGUGAUAUGAAUUCAGGACUUCUAGGUCGGCCUAGGAGGCUGAAUAGUGGCACAGAUCUUGCUCCAGAUGUUAACCCUCCUUCCAUAGCAAGGCAGAGUUCAUUGAAGCAGCCCACAGACUCAAGGCAGCUCAAGAAUGCACAGGUCUCUUCUAGGAAGCCAGCUCUAAUCAGUCAGGGUUCCACUGAUGCAAAAUUAGGGACCAAAAAACUGCCUUCCAAGAAGCAAACUGCAGUGAGCACCCCAUAUCAAGACACAUCAGUGGAACGUCUUCUGCGGGAGGUGACCAGUGAAAAUUUUUGGCAUCAUCCAGAGGAGGCUGAACUUCAAUGUGUUCCUGGUCAGUUUGAUUCUGUUGAAGAGUAUAUUAGAGUGUUCGAGCCCUUGCUUUUUGAGGAAUGCCGCGCACAGCUUUACAGCACUUGGGAAGAGCUAACUGAAACAGUUUCCAGAGACUUGCAUACGGUGGUUCGUGUAAGGAGCGUCGAAAGACGAGAAAGAGGAUGGUACGAUGUCAUAGUUCUUCCUGCAAAUGAGUGCAAAUGGACCUUUAAGGAGGGUGAGGUUGCAGUUCUUUCAACCCCCAAGCCUGGGACAGUGAGAUCCAAGAGGAGCAGCAAUUCUGACAUUGCUGACACUGAGGAGCCUGACGUCAGCGGACGUGUAGCUGGAACAGUAAGGCGUUACAUGCCUCCUGAUACUCGCGAUCCUCCUGGGGCAAUUCUUCAUUUUUAUGUUGGAGACUCUUAUGAUCCUAACAGCCAGGUUGAUAAUGAUCAUAUUAUAAGGAAACUUCAGCUCAGAGGCAUCUGGUUUCUAACUGUGCUUGGUACUCUUGCAACUAUCCAAAGGGAAUACAUUGCCUUGCAUGCAUUCCGUCGCCUCAAUUUGCAGAUGCAAAUGGCCAUUCUUCAGCCUAGUGCUGAGCACUUUCCAAAAUAUGAAGAGCAACCUCCUGCAAUGCAUGAAUCCUUCACGCCAAAUUUCUUUGACUAUUUGCGGAGGACCUUCAAUGGGCCCCAGCUAGCAGCAAUUCAGUGGGCCGCAAUGCAUACAGCUGCUGGUACAAGUAGUGGGAAGAAGCAAGAUCCUUGGCCUUUUACUCUAGUUCAAGGACCUCCAGGCACAGGUAAGACACACACAGUAUGGGGAAUGCUCAAUGUCAUACAUCUUGUUCAGUAUCAGCACUAUUACGCUGCACUGCUUAAGAAGCUUGCUCCCGAAAGCUACAAACAGACUACUGACGUAAGCUCUGACAAUGUUGUCACUGGAUCCAUUGACGAGGUUCUUCAAAGCAUGGAUCAAAACCUCUUUCGCACUCUUCCCAAACUAUGUCCCAAACCCAGAAUGCUAGUUUGUGCUCCUUCUAAUGCUGCGACUGAUGAACUGCUUACGCGUGUUCUUGAUCGUGGGUUUAUUGAUGGCGAAAUGAAAGUUUAUCGGCCCGAUGUGGCCCGUGUUGGUGUUGAUUCGCAAACUCGUGCUGCUCAGGCGGUUUCUGUGGAGCGUAGAACGGAACAGCUCUUAGUCAAGAGUCGCGAUGAGGUUUACGGGUGGAUGCACCAGUUAAGAGGCCGUGAAGCUCAGUUGGGUCAGCAAAUAGCUUGUCUACAAAGAGAACUCAAUGUUGCUGCGGCCGCAGGUCACGCCCAAGGGUCAGUUGGUGUGGACCCUGACAUUCUUGUGGCUAGGGACCAGAACAGAGAUACCUUGUUGCAAAAUCUAGCAGCAGUUGUGGAAAAUAGGGAUAAGGUUUUGGUGGAAAUGUCCCGCCUUCUCAUUUUGGAAGGCAAGUUUCGUGCUAAUGGGAACUUCAAUUUGGAGGAAGCGCGUGCAAAUCUCGAGGCAAGUUUUGCAAAUGAGGCUGAGAUUGUUUUCACCACUGUGUCAAGCAGUGGUCGGAGGUUGUUCUCUCGUCUCACUCAUGGUUUUGACAUGGUAGUGAUUGAUGAGGCAGCACAAGCCAGUGAAGUAGCCAUUCUUCCUCCCCUUGCCCUUGGUGCAGCGCGUUGUGUGCUUGUUGGGGAUCCCCAGCAACUUCCUGCAACAGUUAUAAGCAAAGCUGCUGGAACAUUGUUGUACAGUAGGAGUCUUUUUGAGAGGUUCCAGCAAGCUGGAUGCCCUACGAUGUUGUUAUCUGUGCAGUAUAGGAUGCAUCCCCAAAUAAGGGAUUUCCCUUCUCGGUACUUUUAUCAGGGACGAUUAACCGAUAGUGAAAGUGUAGCUAAUUUACCUGAGGAAAUUUACUACAAGGACUCUUUACUUCGGCCUUAUGUAUUUUAUGACAUUACGCAUGGUCGUGAGUCCCAACGUGGUGGGUCAGUCUCUUAUCAGAAUAUACACGAGGCACAGUUUUGUCUGCGAUUGUAUGAGCAUCUCCAGAGAACUUUAAAGUCAUUGACUGGAGGAAAAGUUACUGUUGGCAUAAUCACGCCUUAUAAGCUGCAACUGAAAUGCCUUCAACGGGAGUUUGAGGGUGUACUGAAUUCCGAAGAAGGGAAGGAUAUUUAUAUCAAUACUGUGGAUGCAUUCCAAGGCCAAGAAAGGGAUGUCAUCAUAAUGUCCUGUGUCCGCGCCUCAAAUCAUGGGGUGGGUUUUGUGGCAGAUAUCCGUCGAAUGAAUGUUGCUCUCACUCGUGCAAGGCGAGCUCUCUGGGUUAUGGGGAAUGCCAAUUCUCUGAUGAAAUCGGAUGAUUGGGCCGCAUUGAUCACCGAUGCCAAAGCCAGGAACUGCUAUCUGGACAUGGAUUCUCUCCCCAAAGAUUUCAUCCUACCCAAAUCACUUGCUUUGGCGCCAUCACCUGUUAAAGUCUCCUCCAACUUGAGGGGAUUUAGGUCUGGAGUAAGACACAGAUCAUUUGAUAUGCCCAUGGAGUCUAGAUCAGGCACGCCAUCAGAAGAUGAUGAGAAGUUAAAUGCACCGUUAAUAUUGAAGAAUGGAAAUUACCGACCAUCAAAGCCACCGAUGGGGAAUUCCUCGGAUGAUCUUGAUCUGACGAGUGAAAAAUCCCGGGAUGCUUGGCAAUAUGGAAUUCCAAAGAGGCAAAAUUCAGCUGGGUUUGCCGGGAAGAGAGAUUUGUAGCAACCAGUUGAUGCCUGAAAACUGUCUUUGUGCUUUCUGUGAGCUUCAUAUCGUUAUCACAGUUAGAUUUUUGUUUGCCAAUGGCUCGUAGUUCCAAAAGUCGUGGCUCGGUUUCUUAAUUUUUGGGCUUAGAAUCACUGUGGUUGAAUGUAGUUCCGAGGUCCAAAAGUUGUGGAACGUUAAUUUAUGGCUUAAGCUGAAAACUAUCAAUUUGAAGCUAAGGCUCCUACUGAGAUCAUUUAGACUCCUGGAGUGGAUUGGAGAGUAAACAGGGGAUAUGAAUAGAUGGCUCUCUACUUGAGAACAAUAUUGGUUGCUUCGUGGAUGACCAACUUUGGCUUAACAGAUUGGUACAAUUUCUGACAUGGUGCAGCUUUCUAUCUUGUGGGGUAUUCGGCAUGAAACCCUUCGAACGAAUGAACAGAAGUAAGAAAGGCGGCUUGGGCUAACAGAAUAGAUUGUUGUUAGUUUCCAGGGACCUGAUCACACAGGCUCAAGCCACGGAAACAGCCUCUCCAGAAAUGGGGCUAUGGCUUUGUAUCUUGUCCUAUUUAGACUCCGCUUUAGUGGGAGCCUUGUGCACAGUUGCCCUGUUUUGCGGGAAAAAAAGGUAAGAAACUUCUUUUAAUUGCAUCCAUCCAUUAACUUAGAGUUUCCUGAUUUCCGUUUUCAUCUGAUGAUCUUCUAGAGUUUACUACAAAGUUAUAUAUGCAAUAAUUCAGGAACAAUUGCAUGGUGUCAAGAUGCAUCGUGGGUGGAGCUUCUUGUCCAACUUACCGCAUCAUACUUGGACUAAAUGGGCUUUGGCGAAUUAGAAUGGGAGGAAUAUUUCCCAGUUAUGAAUUGGUGAAUUGUGGGAGGAAUCUUUCCAGUUAUGCAUUGGUGAGUUAGUGUCUUUUCUCACAGCAUAGAGCUACUGGCCUCUGGACCUCGACUCCCGAUUGGAGCGUCCUGCUUCGAAGAUACAUAGAUACAUUUACACAAUGUACAAUUUUGGGAUGUGAGUAUUUUAUCCGGAGUGGUGUUUAAAAUGUUGUAGCAUUAACCUUAGAUUCUUCCAUUGGUUUGAUUUAGUUUUUUGGUACAACAUUAGUUUAAUUUUGGUGAACUGAGAUGCUAAACAUGCAUCCAGUGGGUAUAGAACCAGAUUCUGUAUAAGAAGGUAGGGUACAGUAUCUGUUACAGAGGAACCAUGUUACAGCAGAUGCCAGUAAUGACUUGGUUGUACAUAUUUUCUGCCUUUGAUUAAUGGAAAUGAUUUUCACUCCA